AUGUACGAUGAGACAACCGAUUCUUUCGGUUGGUUAUUCAAUACAUUCUUGAAAGCUAUUUCCAAUAAAGCACCAACCACGAUUUUGACUGACCAAGACGCUGCAAUGGCAAAGGCAAUAUUCCAGCUUAUGCCUGACACAAAACACCUUCUAUGUAUAUGGCACAUAAUGCAAAAUACCCAAAAGCAUCUUAGGAAUUUGUCUGUUGGUGGAAAAGGCAUAAAAAGUGUGAUAUCAAAAUUAAUGUAUGAGAUUGAGGAUGAGGAAGAAUUCAUGGUGGAAUGGGCGUUGAUGGAACAGGAAUUUCCUGUGGAGAAUAACAACUGGUUGGCCAACUUAUUUCAUUUGAAACAUGUAUGGGCCAAGGCAUACGUCAAACAUAUGUGGUCGGCUAGUAUGCGUACUACACAACUUAGUGAGAGCUUCAAUGCUCGCUUGAAACAGUACUUAGCGAGACAAUAUGUACUUCUAGAGUUUUUCAAGCAUUUUGAAAUGCUCUUGUUCGACAACCAAUACAAGGAGUAUGCAGCUGAGUAUGAUUUGCUCCAUAGGAUGCCCAAGCUGAAAGCAAGGGGUUUUGUUUAUGAAGUUGCGGUUUAUAAUAAUAACUUGCAUUGGCUCGUCAUAAGGACACAUGAUGACUUAUUAUCAUGUUCAUAUGGAAAAUUUGAAAUGGAGGGUAUCAUGUGCAACCACACUCUUAAAGUCUUUAAAGAUGUGAUGUCUGGUAAUGAAAUACCCAGUCGAUAUAUAUUAAAAAGGUGGACCAGAAAUGCCAAGGAUGGCAAGGUGGAAGAUAUACUUGGCAUUGAUGUAACGACGGAUCCUAGACUCGAAAUGAGGCGACGACACAUAAUCCUUUGUCGUUAUCUAACAGAAAUUUUUGCCAUUGCAUCACUGAGCGAUGAUGGAUUCAAUAAUGUUUUGCUACAGGUCAUAAGUUUGAAAAAAAUUGCUCAAGGAUCAGAACCUAAUCCUAGGCCUGCAUGUAAACAAACCGCAUAA
Messenger RNA from Cornus florida, 1005 nucleotides. RefSeq names its product protein FAR-RED IMPAIRED RESPONSE 1-like. The coding region runs from base 1 to 1005 and encodes 334 amino acids. Gene Ontology annotation, biological process: regulation of DNA-templated transcription. The transcript has 2 exons. NCBI's taxonomy places the organism in Eukaryota, Viridiplantae, Streptophyta, Magnoliopsida, Cornales, Cornaceae. The record is from RefSeq and is a predicted model, not a curated record.